AUGGUGAGUAAGGAAGAGUUUGAACCGAUAAUAGAUGUGGAUAUUAAUGGUAUCGAAGCAGUAGCAGUCAUUGAUACAGGUAGUGAGAUGUGCGCCAUAGCAGAGAGGCUUUCUGACCAAAUUAGAGACCAGGAAGAACCGCUACAAGGAGUUAGAGUCGUGGGUGCAGUAGGAGCAAAAAGCAAGUUAAUAAAAAACGAAGUGUUAUUGGAGGUGAGAUUUCAAGGAAUUGUAUUAGAAGUUAAUGCUAUAGUGCUACCUGACCUUUGCAUAGGGCUUAUAUUAGGGAUGGAUUUAUUGGUAGACCAUGCAGCUGUUGUAGAUUUAGAGAGGGGUAGUGUGAUCCUGACGGUAAAUGGUAUUAGAAACGAGUUUAAGUUUGGCAGGGCCAUUGAAGCAAAAGAGAAGGCGCAGGGAAAAUUCUACCUGAAAACAAUGCGUGAGAGUUUCCAGCGGGAUGCAGAUUCGAAGGGGAGUGAUUGUAUGAAAGAGAGACGAGAUCCAGUUGAGGCAGAAUGGUCAAUAGAAGAUAUCAGAGCUAAAUUAAAUAACAUCGAUGAUAUGGACCAAGGUUCAAAACAAGAACUAGGAGAGUUGCUGAGAUCAGACGUGACUGUAGAAGAAAAACGGGAAUUAGUGUUAAGCAGGAUGAAAGCAAAAGGGUCUUAUCGGAAGGCAAGGCAUGAUAGGAAUAUUGUACCCAGGAAUAUGUAG
This is a messenger RNA of Schistocerca americana (American grasshopper), 714 nucleotides long. RefSeq lists its product as uncharacterized. The record is from RefSeq and is a predicted model, not a curated record. NCBI's taxonomy places the organism in Eukaryota, Metazoa, Arthropoda, Insecta, Orthoptera, Acrididae. Bases 1 to 714 code for a protein of 237 amino acids. The transcript is spliced from 2 exons.